This is a messenger RNA of Dreissena polymorpha, 6709 nucleotides long. RefSeq names its product protein mono-ADP-ribosyltransferase PARP14-like. Gene Ontology annotation, cellular component: cytoplasm; nucleus. The record is from RefSeq and is a predicted model, not a curated record. Gene Ontology annotation, molecular function: NAD+ poly-ADP-ribosyltransferase activity; transcription corepressor activity; RNA binding. The transcript has 24 exons. NCBI's taxonomy places the organism in Eukaryota, Metazoa, Mollusca, Bivalvia, Myida, Dreissenidae. Gene Ontology annotation, biological process: negative regulation of gene expression. The coding region runs from base 278 to 5929 and encodes 1883 amino acids.
AUUUUGGUGGAGAACAUCCCUGAUGGUGUGGAUGAAGAAAUGUUAGAGAUGAGUUUUUCCUCCAGAAAGUUGAGGUCAUGUUUAGUGACGGAUAUCGACUUCGAUGAAAAUGAGAUGAAUGCCGUGAUACGGUUUGAUCGACCUAGCGAUGUGAAGACAAUACUCGAUAACCGACCAAUUAAAAUAAAGCAGAGAGAGGUUUCAGUGCAAAUAUAUGUCCCAAAGAAACUCUGUACUGUUAUUGUGAGGGGUCCGAAAGAGAUCAUGAAAGAAGAAAAUGAAGAAACAUUUGAAAUGUACUUCGAUCGUGAAAAUAAAUCAGGAGGUGGCAACAUUGCUGAAAUCGAAUUUAGACCAAAUGAUAAUGCUUUUUUUCAUUACCUUUGAAGGCGAAGAUGUAGCCAAACGAGUUCUCAAAAGAGGUAACCACCGCAUUAUGCGUCAAGACGUGAACGUGGAGCUUUUGAUUCCAAGUCGUUCAACAAAAGCGUCGAAAGCUACGACAAAUAAUAACAACAAACAUCACAUAAACAAAUCGCAGAAUGCGAAUUUUUAUGAAGAUGUUGAAUCAAAGCCAUUAAAGACUGUUAAGGUACGAGGAGUAAAACUGGUUGCCAGCAGGGACUCUGUGCAACUUUAUUUUGAAAACAAAAACAAGGCUGGAGGCGGUGAAAUUGAAAAGAUAUCCACGGAUGAACACAAUGACGACGUUAUCUACAUAGAGUACAAAGACGAGUCAGUUGCCAAAGCCGUUGUUGAAAGGAAACACGCUGUCGACGGCCAUCUUCUGGAGGUGACAUUGCAUACGCCAUCUGUGCCGUUACCAAGCUACUCAGACAGGCUGCUGAUUAAAGGACUAAACUCCCAAAUUACAUUUAACGUAUUAGAUCUUUACAUGGAAGCCAGAAUGGGUCUAACGCUGGUUGAAGGAACCAUGAUAUACCAUGUUGACCAAGAAGACACAGCAUUAGUGACGGUUCGUGGAGCCAUAGACAUGGCACAAGUGGAUGAGGCAUGCAAAUCAAAGCCAUUAGAAGGUUCUAUUUUGAAGAUUAGCACGGUGCCUAUAUCCAACUGCGUCCUUGUAUCUAACAUCAGCGAUACUGUAACAGCGGAUACAGUUGCUCUAUAUUUUGAGAAUAAAAAUAGAAGCAACGGGGGUCCUGUUGAAAAGGUUGACCUUUUCACUAAUCAGAGCUACUGUCUUGUGUACUUCGUAGACUACAUGGUUGUAGAUAGUGUUCUAUCAAAAGAGCAAACGCUGGAUGGAAGGCGACUGGAAGUUAAAAGAUAUUUUCAAUGCAUUGGACGGGCUGAAGGGGAUACAGUUGAACGAAUAUUUAAAAGACCUAAUUCUGUAACUGUAAGGGGAAUUUCACAAAAAAUAUAUUUCUUGCACCAUUCGGUAGCAAAAAAAGAAGCUUUGGAAAAGGAAUUGAUCAUGUGUCACGCAAAGGUGAAUUGGCCAUCAUCUGACAAUAUUGGCGAUGUUGAAAUAUGUUGUUUGUUGUCGGAAGAUGUGAAAGACUGUGUUAAUCUGGCAAAGACUUGGGCUACAACAGUAAAAGAACGCUUUGAACAAGCGAUAAACACUAUUGAGGUGGCACGUAUAUUCGUUGUGCAAGACAUAUUAGGAAAAGUCAAUGACAAACUUGGCCUACUUAAACCUAACGCAGAAAUUAACAUACAAAUCCAUGAAAACAAUAUAUGUUUAGUAGGGGAAAAGGAUGCACUGCCGAACAUCAAGAAAGAUUUGGAGCGCCUCGUACAGGAGACACAAGAGGCUUCGGAGAAGGAAAAAACAUGGUUGAAAAUACACAUUUCAAACUUGAAACCUAUCGAAACACAAAUGCUAACGGCAGACGAAUUCACAAGUCGAAUGGCACAUAAAUAUACCGAUUGUACUGUGAAAAUUGAUCAAAACACUAAUACAAUAGAAAUUGAAGGUGUCAACGACCUGGUAAACAAAAUUCAAAUUGAAAUGUACCAAACAAAAGAUACUUUCCAGAAAACUGAUAUCAAUAUUCCAAGAGAAGCAGUAGAAAUCUAUAUGAGCAGCAUUGUAAAAGAUUUCAUUGACAAUAAAUUUAAACGUAAAAAAGUUGUUGCUGUGUGGGAAGCAACGAAUGAAACAUUACUCGUGAUAAGCAGAAAUGAAGAAAUGCUCCGUGAAACAGUCGAUAUUGUUCGGAAUGCUGUAAAAAUUGGUAAAGUUUAUUUAGAACCUGAGAGUCGAUCUUUAUUGCAGUUGAAACCAUGGGAACACAUUGUAACGACAUUAAACAAAGAACAUGGCGGCAAAUUGUCAAUCAAAGUCACAGGAGACGCAAUAAUAAUUAUUUGCACAGAUGACAUUCACAACUCAGUGUUCGGAACCAUAAAUGCUUUUCUUGAUAAAAAUACAAAAUACACAGACAAGUUGUCUUUUCCAAGAGACAUACAUGAACUUCUGUUGCGGCAUCAUUUGCAAGAUAUGCUGCAUAUUGCAAAAGGCCAACAUGUAGAGUUUCGCGAGCAAUCAAACGGAUUUGAACUAAUUGGUACAAAGAUGGAAAUGCAAUCAAUCAGAAAAGAGCUUGAAUCAUUUGCCAAGAGGGUAAAGAGAAAGAAACAUUUAGUAUCGAAACCUGGAAUUUCAGAAUUUAUGGAUUCCGAGAAGGGUCGAUUUAUAUUGAAAUCUGUGGGCAGAACACACCCUGUUGUUGUACGAACAUCCGACGACGACAGUGAAGAUGAUAACACAAUAUAUGGAACAGGUCUAUUUGGACUUAUCAACCCUCCGGCAGAGUCUGUACUUGCUUCCUGCACUGGGUCUGGAAAUAGGAAAAUUCAUGUAUUUAUUGGCGAUAUGACUGAUCUAAAUGUUGAUGUUUUUGUAAAUACGGCAAAUGAAAAGCUAAGUUUAUUAAGUGGACUUGGGAAGGCUCUCGUACAAAAAGGAGGCGAUGCUAUCACUAGAGAGUGUAAUCAGUAUAUAGAGACAAAUAAAAAAAUGGGUGAAUCAGCCUUGUUUGCGUCCACAGCAGGCAAUUUAAAGGCUAAACGUAUCUUUCACAUAUCCGGGCCACGGUGGAAAGAUGGACAUCAGGGAGAGGACGAUAAACUGGCAGAGGUAGUUUUUAAAGCUCUGCAUCAAGCCUCGGGAAUGGGAUACAAAUCUUUAGCAAUGCCGGCAAUAAGUUGCGGAGGAUAUGGUUACCCGGUUAAGAGGGCUACGAGCGUUAUCAUCACGUCCGUCAAAAACUUUUUUCGAGAAGUACAAGACUCAGAAUUAAGAGAAAUUUAUUUGUGUGACAUGAAAGAAGAAACUGUCAAUGGUUUCGUUGAAGGACUUGAAAGGGAAUGGGGCGCUUCCAAUGUACAGCGGUUUGAAAGGAAGAAGUCAACCUCAGUGAUAACGUCACCACGCACUUCUGUUGGUCGAAUGGAAGCAGGCAAAAACAACCAAGAUCCAGUAUUUGCUCACGAGAGUAUGCGAUCGAGAGGCCCUCCACCUCUUAAAAGGAAUCCAUGGAUAGGUACGCCUCUCCAACCUAUCAAACUUGGAAAUAUAAGCGUUACAGUGCAUAAAGCUGAAAUUGCUAUGCACGAUAUACCAGUCAUAGUGAACACCACUUCAAGAAACCUUGAUCUUAACAAUGGUACAGUGUCGAAGACAAUUCUGCGGCAAGCCGGCCAUGAAAUUCAAGAUGACCUUAAACAAAUGUUCCCUACAGGUAUCAGUGAGGGUCAGGUUGCCAUUACAAAAGGAUAUAAACUGAAGUGCAGCAAUGUCAUUCAUGGGGCGGUUUCAAAUUGGGACGGACAGAAAACGAUUGAUGCACUUAAAUCCUUCCUUAAGAUUUGCUUUGAGGAGACACAGAAACUUAACCACAGUGGUAUAGCAUUUCCAGCAAUUGGCACUGGCAAUCUUGGCUACCCAAAAGAUGUUGUUGCAACCGAAAUGUUUACGGCUGUUUCUGAGUUUGCGGCGAAGUAUCCUCAGUCAUCCAUUACAAAUGUAGACUUUAUACUGUAUCCAAAGGAUGGUGAAACUAUACGGGCAUUUGAACAAGAAAUAACGAAUUGGUCAAAGGGCAGUCGCAAAGGGCAAGGGCGUGCCCGGUGUUAUGAUCACAUAGAAAACCUAGCAAAAGACGGUGCCGAAGAACACAUUUACGACGAGCUACCUGAUUCUAUACCUGGCAACUCAAAUGAAAUUGUUAUUGGAAAUGUUACAAUAUCGGUUAGGCAAGGUGAUAUCACUCAGGAAAAUGCGGACUGUAUUGUCAACAGCUCAAACGAGGAUCUAGAUUUAGAAAGAGGAAAUGUGUCCAAAGCCCUUGCAAAAAUUUGUGGAAACGAACUUUUGAAGCAAGCCAAAUCCAUGCAGGGGGAAAUGAAAAGGGGAGGUUUGGCCAUUACCAAAGCUCCUGGACUUCAGUGCAGAAACAUAAUGCACGUUGUUGCUAGAGAUUCUGCACCAGGAUGGAAAGAAGUUAUUGGAAAAUGUCUUAAAAAGGCAAAAGCUGAACGUUAUCGAAGUAUUGCUUUUCCAGCUUUAGGAACAGGAAUACGUGUGGUUGCCGCAGAAGCUGCACAUGUGAUGUUCCAGGCUGUCACCGAGUUCGUAACUGGCGGAUGUGGAUCAUUGACGGAUGUGAGGUUUGUGAUCUACCAGCCUGAAAUGGUUGAUACGUUCACAGAAGCCGCUCGUCAUGCAAAAGGGCUGGGAUUAGAUGUUGUUGGUGGGAGUCAGGUUCAACAGCUCUCUGACAAAACAAGCUCUGUCAAUCUGAUAUUUUACGCGUUGGAAGAUUCAUCAAUCCGGAACGCUAUAGAGCAGUUAGAAUCACUCAUUGACGGCGAGGUUCACACCGAAUCCUUCGAAAAUCCAGUCAUUAAGCGCCUCGACGAUCGACAGAAUCAAGCGAUCAAAAGAGCAGCUGAGAAAUUCAAUGUAGACCUCAAAGUCACUGACAAAGGAGUCGAAAUCGUUGGAAUUAUGACAAACGUCCACAACGCCAGCACGUGUAUUAAUAGGAUACUUAACGAUGCUCUUCAAAUUGAAAGCGACAAAAAAUCAGCCUUGUUAUUACAAGAUGUCGUUCAGUGGUACUACAUAGAAGUCACCGAGGAAGGAGAUGAACUAAAACCUUACGAUCAAUAUCUUAAUUUUCUUAUUGAAAAGGCAUAUAAGAAUCAAGAUGACUCUGCCCAAUAUCGCGAAAACAGUUUAGAAAUCGUCGUGGACUUCAAAAAUUUGCAAGAAUAUGAGAAGGGCGAAACUGAUGAAAAUAAAAAAACCAAGAUUGUUCGAAAAGAUGUUUACAAGGAUAUAUUAACUGAAACACCUAAAGAAUGGAAGGACAUGAAAGGGAAUCUUCUUGUUCACACUUUGCUUAAUGUUGAUCCUAAGUACGCAGAAAUAGAGAAAGCCUUCAUGGCAUCAGCUGGAUCUGGAUUAACGGUUCAAAAGAUUGAAAUGGUCCAGAACAAGUCCCUAUGGCACCAGUAUGCUGCAAAGAAGAAGCAACUGGAAGGACAAAAUCCUCCAGGAACAGUGAACGAACGUUUCCUGUGGCACGGUACCUCUGAAGACACGGUUGAUAGCGUAAACGCGCAUGGCUUCAACCGCAGUUACUGUGGAAAGAACGCGACAAAAUUCGGUGAUGGAGUCUACUUCGCGGUCAAUGCAGAUUAUUCUGUGCAAGAUACAUACUCUAGACCAGAUCAGAUCGGUGUUAAACGGAUGUACUACUGCGGAGUUCUGACAGGCGAAUACACAGUGGGCCAAAGGGGCAUGCGUGUGUUGCCAUCUAAGCCUUCUGGGAAUCCACAUGAUGUAUAUGACUCAGCAACGAAUGACUUGCAAAAACCAAUUAUGUUUAUUAUUUUCAAUGAUACACAUGCAUAUCCGUUUUAUAUCAUCAAUUUUAAGAGAGCUUGAACAUCUAUUCACGACGUAUAGUAUAAAUAAUUGAACUCAUGUCCGUUGUUUACCAGCAACAACCUGUCGUGUUAAACCGCAUUGUGUGUGUAUGCGGAUCUUUUAUACAUAAUUAUACAUACAACAGUUGUUGGAUUUUAUGAUCAAAAUCAAAUAAUAUGUGUCUUGUUAAGAAACAAGAUAGUAUUUGCCACGGCAUUACACAAGUGCAUUGAUGGCUAUGAUAUAUGUGAAAUCUGCAUGUGAGUUGUGUUUGUUAAGUUAUAUAUAUUUAUUUAGUUGAUUAUGGUUAACUUUUGUUUUUUUCUGUACAAAUGUAAAGUAGUGAUUUUACAAUAACAAAAUUAAUUCCACUAAACGCAAGUAUUUUACACACGACUUAUUAUUUGGUUGGCCAUACUUAUUCCAAUAUAUAUCAAGUUAAAUCAACUAAUGUGUGUUUUGUUUAAAAGUUUGUCUAGCAUAUGUUACAACUUGUUUCGUAUACUAUACCGAGAUGUACUAUUAGAAUUGUUAUGAUGUAUUUGUGUUGUUAUGGAAAAUAUUUUCAACUAUUAAUACAUGUUUUGUAUUUAUAUCAAACAUUUAUUAAUGAAAUACAAUUUGAGACCAAUGAGGCAUAUAGGAAAUUGUAUAUGAGUUGAAAAGAUGAGUGAAGUCCAGUCGUUUUUCAAAAAAAUAUAUCCAUUGAAUAUGAUAUUCAUAUUGUUAGGAACAUGUAUUUGGUCACAACUUUGCGAUUUGUUCUCAAUACAUGUUACUUGUGUAAGGUGAAUUUGA